Messenger RNA from Prinia subflava (tawny-flanked prinia), 4541 nucleotides. RefSeq names its product M1-specific T cell receptor alpha chain-like. The transcript is spliced from 8 exons. Bases 16 to 840 code for a protein of 274 amino acids. The record is from RefSeq and is a predicted model, not a curated record. Gene Ontology annotation, molecular function: peptide antigen binding. Lineage: Eukaryota; Metazoa; Chordata; Aves; Passeriformes; Cisticolidae.
CACCUUGGGCUCGGCAUGCACCUCGCUUAUCUCAUCCUCACCGUCUUCCUGGGACAGCUCCUGGGCACCACGGGGCAAAACACGGUCACCCAGGAAGAUGGAGCAGUCACAGUGAAGCAGGGACACCCCUUCCACACCACCUGCAAAUACCAGAUCAGUGGUUUUAAUGCCCUGCUCUGGUACCAGCUACAGAAAGGCCAAGGCCCGCAGCUGAUCUCCUAUCAAGCAGGGAGUGGCCCCAAGCACAGCGGCCGUUUCACCACGCACCUCAACACCACGGGGAAAUACAGUGUCCUGCAGGUGCAGCAAGUGGAGCUCUCUGACACUGCCCUGUACCUCUGUGCUUUAAGUCCUGGUAUUGGUGCAAACAGACUCACCUUUGGAAGUGGAACCAGGCUGCUGGUAAAGCCCAAAGUUACGCCAUCUCCCUCAGUCUACAGGCUGACCUCUAAAGACAACCAGGACCUGGAGAUGUGCCUCAUCACGGAUUACUCCCCUGAGAAGCUCACCCUGAGCUCAGCUGAGCACCCCACGGCCGCGGUCGUGGGGGUGGCGGUGGCGGGGGGCGGCGAGGAGUCCAGCUACCUGUCCACCCACUGGGCCAGGAGGGACCAGCUGCACUGCGGGGCCAGCCACGAGGGCUUUGGAGAGCUGGAGAGUGAGGACCCUGAGAGUGGUGCCAGUGCUGUCUGUGUCACAGGGCUGUCCCUACACUUCAGGACAGAUGAACACUUGAACACACUGUCUUUAUCACAGCUGGGCCUCAAAAUUGUUUUAAUGAAAGGAAUAAUUUUUAACGUGGUGAUGACGAUGCUUAUGUGGAAGAAAAAAAAGGACUGAGAGUAAUGAGGUGGUGCAGUCCUGAAGUACCAAAACCAUCAGCUUUGAGAGAGCAUCGUGGGCAAGAGGAGGCACAGGGAUAUUCCCUGUGGAAGGGACAUCACUUGCUCUUAUACAUCACACCAGCCAUUAUAUUCUAAAUUGCUUUAUUUGCAUUGCUUUAAAACUACUCCAAACGAAACAUUUCCAGCAUUCUGCCCUCCAGAUGCCUGGGUCAUUCACCAGCCAGUGCCUCUUUUGCAUGAAGCAGACUUUGCUGUAAUUGUACAUUGCCAAGCAUUCCGCUGUUACUUGCAUUAAAACAACGACUUCUGCCUGGAGCAGUGUUGUUUGUCAAAAACUGCAAGUUAAAUAUCACCUGAAUGGGAUUUUUUUCCUAUUUUGGCAGCUUUAGGGUAUUCAUGUCUCUUAGGGUGCACCCCCAGAACCCUUUUCAGGUAAAAAUGAAACUCUUUGAAAAGCAAAGGGAGACUCAGGAUGCACUGUCCUGCCACCCUUUGCUAGACCAGAGAAAGAUAUCCCCUUUUUAUUCCCUAGAGGAUGAGCUGCAGGUUUCCCAGAAGUCCCAAAUUCAGUGAAAUUGUCACUUCAAUAUCACAAAAAAAAAAAAAACCAAACAAACAAACAAAAAUUAUUUUUUAAAGUCUAACUGAUCAUAGCAUCUUAAUUUAAACCAGUUGAAUAUUUGGCUUUGCGUUUAGUAAAAAGACAAACCACUUUUGUUCUUUUGGAUUACUUCUAACAACCUGAGCUCUCCCAGGUUCUUUCUGUAACAAUUGCAUAAAAAUACACUGAAUUAUUUAUCUGUCCACGUGUGCCCACCUUGGAGCAGUGCUUGCCUGUGACAUCUGCAUGCUGCUAAUUAAUAAACUGUACUGGCACCCACAAGAUGUCUUGGCAUUUCUCCAUGCUGUUAUCAAAUACUUAUUACCAAAAAUAAGAAACUUGUUUGUCUCUUGUGUUUGUUGUUUGAGGCAUUGCUUCCCCCUUCAGCUGAGCUUUGGGGUGAGGGAGGGAAGGGGUUGGAUCCACCACGGAGGGGGGAACAAAGCCCUUCUGCAGGACAUCUGUGCUGUGUCCCUGCCAGGACAGGGGGGAGACAGAGGAGGAGGAGCCCCUCUGCCCCAAGGGGAGACCCUGAGCUGGGUGGAGACACCAAAAAACAUCACUGUGAAAAACAUGGGUCACCUUUGUUAAAAUUUAAUAAUGAAAUUAAGACAUUAAGAGACAUAAAAAAGCACAAAAGUGACAGACGUCUGGGUGCUGGUCUUCCCCUUAAAAAAAUAGGUUAUUGAAUAUUCAUAAAUUUCAUACAUGAUUCAAACAUUCCUUUCAACUUUAGGUGUUUCUGCUUAAUUUCAGCUGUUCUCUCCCACCAUUCUGUCUUGCAAAUAAAUCUUCUUGUGGCUCCACGAAGCUGCAAAUUCCUUGAUAACAGAGACAACAAAUUCUUUCUUUUGAAGCCUUUGCUGGCCUUGCUGUUAUCUCUAUCCAGACAGGAUGAUGUGAGGAAUUUCUUAAUUGUGUCUCCUUUCUUUGAGAUAGUUACAAAAAGCAUUUUACAUCACGUAGUUUCUAUUUUGAUAUCAUGCUAUGGUCUAAAAACUAGAUUUAUCACACUACUAAAACAGACUACAUUAAUACAACAUAACUUUCUAAUAUAACACAUAGUAUUCAUUUUAAUAUUUGCAAAAAGCCAGUCAUAUAAUAUUUGUAACAGCCACAGUGAGGGGACUGCUCAUGGCUCCUGGAGGCAGAUUGCUGCUGCUGAGGGGUACUCAGGACCCUGAGGUGUCCUGUCCCCAAGUCCCCACUCCUGAGUGUCACUGCAGCACAGGGCACCAAUGGGCCCCCUUUGCCUCCAGGUUCUGGCCCUGGCAAGUCUGGAAGGGAAAUGUUCUCCUGUUGUGACAUCAAUUCCUCCAGCGUUUCCUGAUGCCACAGUGAUUUCUGAGACUACCUAAAAACAGAGGCCAGACAAAAUUAAGAGAAUAAAAAGCAGUUCUGGUUUUUGAAGGGCCCUCAGGUACAUUUUGGGCAGAUGAAGCCCCCCAGGGGCUACACCCAAAAACGGACCAUGGGUCAUGGGUUUUCACACUUUUAUAAGUUUGGGCCAUUUGCAUAUUGGGAGUUAAUUUUCCAAUUACAGCUCCAGGUAAUGAAGUCAUUUACCCCCAAGUUUGCUCCCCCCAACUCACUUUUGUUCCUACUUUUUGGGGCCUGAUGCAGUGAGGUGCCCUUGAGACCCAGGCCUGGAGAGGAAUUGCUGUGUCUGACCAAAAUGGGGAGGCAGCAGCUCCCACUGUGUGUGGAGUUUGGAGUUAUCCACUAAAGAACUGCAGGAUUACAAAUAGAUGAAAAAUAGAAAACCUCAGAUCCUAAGGCAGCACCAGAGGUUCCUCUGUGGGGGAGAAAUGAGAAGUAUGCUCUGACAGAAACACACUCUCCCUGCAAAGCUUGAACCUUGUACCUCCCACGAGUUCCCAAAGGCAGGAAAAGCCUCCCAGGACCAGUGAGGGUGCUUGUCCCUCCCCCAGCUGGGCUCACAGCCUGCACAAGGAGCUGGUUUGGAAAGGGUCACGAUUCAAACCCUUUGAGCCAAAAGCCCUGGUGCUUCCUGUGGGAGGACCAUGCCAGGAUUGUUAGAAAUGAGACGCUUGACAGGGCCAAUAUUUCAAGCAGCAAUUCAAUUUAAUAAUUGAUUAAUUAGCAUGGUAAAGUGUGAGCAAAGGCAGCGCUGGGUACAGUGGAAGGAUUUUCCCUUCCAACUGCACACCCAUUGCUGGACUUGCUGGGAUUUUAUUGGCUAUAUUCAUACAUAUUCAUAAGCUUUUCUUAGCUGUUUCUAUUUCUAAUUUCUAACGUCAUUAUUCAAUACCUAACAGUAGUAAAUCUGUGAUGGUGACGUUUGGUUCCUGUUCAAUUUCUAUACUCUAUUGUGAUCCAUUUUAGAUUUCAAUAUUCCAGGUUGUUCAUCCAUGCAUUCUACUCAUGAUCAAAUCUGCCAUGCCACUGGGAAACAGCCUGAAGAAGCUGCCUAAACCAUAUAUGAACGAUAAAGCAAGUCAUAAGUCAUCGCAUUUCACAGAUUUCUAACCAAUGAACCUCAUUCUAGAAAAUUUCAGGGAUGUGGAAGAAAACUUUCCAUACUCAUUCCACAGUCAUCACCUAUUAAAAUUAAUAACCAUAGUAAAUGUUUUAUCUUGCACUUCAAACUCACUCCCAGAUGAAGGGACAAGAGUUAAGGACUGUGCUGCCUCUGUUUUCACAUCUCUUUCCUCUUCCAGGUUAAAAUUACCCCAGUGCAGGAUUUGCCAAGUGGGAGAUGAGUUCAAUGUUUUGACUAAAAUGGCUCCUGCAAAGCACUGAACUUGCAAGGUCUACUUCAAAAACACUUUCAGAUAUCAGGCUGCCAAUCUCCCACCACCACAACGUGCCCCCCCUUUCCCUGCAUUUUCUUGUUUAUUUCAAGACACAAAAACCACAGAGCAAAGCAAAGCCAGGAAAUAACAGCAGGACAGGAGGUGGAAAGGGGCUCGUGGCCCAGGUGGGGCAGGAAGAGGCCACAGCACGAGUUCCAUGACGCCACAGUCGAGAUCUAGGUCACCACUGCUGCUCGUCUGCAGCCCACCACAAAAGCCACAUCCUCUGGAAAGUGCAGCACAGAGGGGGUGGAGGUGGCACGUGGCAGAGAGGGGGAG